Messenger RNA from Puccinia graminis f. sp. tritici CRL 75-36-700-3, 2982 nucleotides. RefSeq lists its product as uncharacterized. NCBI's taxonomy places the organism in Eukaryota, Fungi, Basidiomycota, Pucciniomycetes, Pucciniales, Pucciniaceae. Gene Ontology annotation, molecular function: RNA binding; acetyltransferase activity. The transcript has 13 exons. The record is from RefSeq and is a predicted model, not a curated record. Bases 1 to 1890 code for a protein of 629 amino acids.
AUGACAGAGAACGAGAAGAUGUUAACCGGAAAGGCCUAUCUGGCAUCGGAUCCACAACUAGUGAAAGCAAGACUUCGAGCCCGAGCACUAAUGCAACGAUACAACGGCUAUCCUUGGCCGACUAACGAGGCCGAUAAUCCUGACCCCGAUUACUUUGGUCCCGACGAUCGAAGGGCCCUCUUGGCUGAACUCUUCAACUUGCAACUCGAUGAUCUCAAACAGAAACCACUCGAAAUCGAACCCCCUUUCUAUUGCGACUAUGGAACAAACAUUACUUUCAAGGGUCCAUUUUAUUGUAACUUUAACCUUCAAGUCUUGGAUUGUGCAUCGGUGGUUUUCGGUAGUCGAGUGAUUUGCGGACCGAAUGUACAAAUAAAUGCAGCAACACAUUCGACGGAUGUAUGUGAACGACAAAAGGGUCUUGAAAGGGCUUAUCCGGUCACGGUUGGCGACGAUGUUUGGAUUGGAGGCGGGGCGAUCUUGAUCGGUCCAUGUACUAUUGGAAAUGGCACUACAAUAGCUGCUGGAGCGGUGGUUAGGGGAGAUGUACCCGCGAACGUAGUGAUGGCAGGAGUUCCAGCUCGAAUCAUCAAACACCUGAAUAGCAACACCAACAAAUCAGAUCACGAGUCUAACAGCGAUCUGAAACCAGGCCAUCCGAAAUCCUCGACCUCCAAUGCCAAUCAAUCUAACCAUUCCAAGUCGAUUGCCGCUCGAUCACCUGGAGGAGGCUCGAAGAAUCUCAAUCCAACCUCUGUAGCAACUGAUGAUGAUCAAGCCAGCGGACAUUCGGAGGAAACUAGCGAUCCAUUUGCCGAGUGUUUUCUGGCCAACAUUCCCAGUGCAUUAUCCAACGGCGAUUUACACAAUGCACUGAGUGUAUUUGGGGAGGUCCGGAGUCUGACGAUGGACCGAAGUCGACGGCUAGGGUUCGUACGUUUCGGGAGUGCACAGGCAGCUGAAGAAGCCGUCGAAGCUGGGCGAGGUCCGGACGGAUUAGUGGUGAUGAUGAAUCAGGAGACGAAUGAGAAGAUGGUAGUAGGCAUCGAGCGUCGACGGAUGUCAGAUACGAACAGGACCUUCAAUCCAGACCUGAUCACCUCGACCCGAUGCUUGAUUCGUCGACUGCCCAAUACGGUAGACUUUGACGAACUGAAACGGACGAUCGAGGAGCACGCGGGGAGCUUGGUCGAAUGGACCGUCCAGGACUUCACCUCCCCCGACCCCACCAAACCCUCGGUGGAUAAGUUUAUCUCCCUCGAAUUCGAGCAACUUUGUGGGGCGAGAGAGGCGGUCAGAUUGAGUCAGAAUAUCAAUGGGACCCUGGGAGGGAUCGAUGUCCCUGGCACCGAUGGCAUCAAAGCUCGGAUCGAGGCCCGCAAACAAUUCUCACCUCAAUCCGCUUAUCGAACUAGUUAUCGCGGUCAUCAUCAGCAGCCCUUCCAUCAUAACUCUGGAGGAGGCUACCAUCAAACCUAUCCAAACCAUCAUCAACAACAUCAUCCCCGGAGCAGUCGAGGUUCUUACGGCGGCUAUCAUUCUAGAGGCGGUAGUCCUAAUCAUAAUCAUCAUUACCUUACCAGCACCACCAACCCUGCUCCUGGUACUGGUGGUGGACCAGGUUUUAGUGCCCCACACUGUAGCAGGGACACCGGCUUUGAGAAGUUAAUUGGCUAUUGUGUGGAGUGUGAAGAGGUACUGAAUUUUGGUCUCCCUCCAUCAGACCAUCAGGUGACAGGUGUAUGUAUCCCCCAACACACCAACCUCAACUAUCCGCGGACCGCCCUCAACCUCAUCCUUGGCGACAUCGACCCCUCACGACAUACAACUCGCACACUGGGAGCAACCGACGGACGGUCAAUCUGCUAUUUGUCAUCUAGUUCUGUUUAGUGACUAAAAAUCAUACCGGCUCUGUUUUUAGCACCUUACGUCAACAGGCUUUCCUCUCACAAGUCGGUCCACACGCAUACUCUGAGGAUGGAACCCAAGAGAAUCUGGCUAUCGUACAACAAGAAGCUCAGUAGCGUCCAAACACAAGAGCUCGAGUUCGUCGAUGACCUCGCCGAGGCGGCCAGAAACAAAUUCUUGCCUUAUCUGCGUCACGUCGCCACGUCGGAUAUCACCCUGCAUGUCGAUGAGCGUACAGAGGCGCUGGCUACAGACUCAGUCCUUGCAAAAAUCGCGGCACAACUAUCCCCUUGCGGCAUCUCAAAGACUCCUCUUAUAGUGAAAGUAACAUUGGACGUUGCCCCGGAGACUCCUCUUAUAGCAAAAGGUAUUCCUGCCAUAAUCUGGCUAUCCAUUCAAGGGAAACCUCGUCAGGGUUGAAACAAAGGGACUCUUGCUUGUUGAUCAACUUGUGAAGGCGGCAAGAAACAAAUUCCCUUAUCUGUGUGACUUCAAGAGCUUGGAUGCAGAUGGGAUGGAGGCUCACCUUUUAACUAUAAGAGGAGUCUUCAAGAUGCUGUUGGGGGUGAGUUGUGCAGCGAUUUCUGCAAGGACUGAGUCUCUAGUCAGUGCCUCUGCAUGCUCAUUGACAAGCAGGGUGAAUGUCGGAGGCGCUGACUAGAGACUCAGCCUUUGCAAAAAUUGCUGCACAACUCACCCCCAGCAGUGUUGUGAAGACUCCUCUUAUAGUGAAAGGUGAGCCUCCAUCAAGCCUCCUUCCCUUCCACGUCCCAGCUCUUGUACCAGCAAUCCCAAGUUGAAGCUCUUGCUGAGCUCUUGUCCCUCUUACUGCCUGAUUAUUCAACAUUUUUUCCACUUAGUUCUAGCAAAAUGAAACGUUGAAGAGGACCUUGUAUGCUUCUGGAAGCCUCUACUAGAGGCCACUUUGGUAAACGUCGGGGGGGGGAUGUAAUAUUUGCAGCUAAAAGAAUCUUACAUUCUUGGACAACAAACACUAAGUCACUUUUACAAAGUGCAAGUUUUUUGAGGCCAACAAUAUCACCUAUAACAAAUUGGUUGUUACCGGUACCCCUG